AAAGCAGUCAUCGAAGGUGUGUGACCAGUGUAGUCACUAACCCGCGGCCUCAACACUUAAAACUGUUUGUAUAUGGAACGGGAGGAUUUAAAGGGAGCGUACUCUUUCAUGAAAGAGAGGACUGGCCAUGUUGUGGACGAAAUGGAGAGCUGCACGCUGUCACUGACGGCUUUAGACGAUCUUCUAAGAACAAAUGCUGGCGUUGAGGCUUGUACAGAGCCGCGAGAAUUGAAGGAGCUUGUAGAAUCGGCACGAGGAAAUGCGUUGAAGAUUAUAUCUGACGCAAAGAGCAAAGAGAAGGCCGAUUUGUUGGACGCAAAGCAUCUGCAUGAUGAUAUGCUGGACGUUAUCAAAGUGGCAACCUUGAUUAAAAUGGAAAAGGCGUGCCAGUCAAUCGCAGAGGAAGCGCGGACGGAUGUUGUCAAACAAGAAUUUGAAAUGAAGUACGUCCAAACUGUCACAGAACCAAAUGAAAAUGCCUUGUCCUUGGAGUCUUUCGAGGCUUUGGAGCGAAAGCUGGAGACAUCCAAACUUGCAUUGGACUCAGAAAUCAGCCUGCGUCGCUCUCUAGAAGACAAAAUGAAGAAAACAGCAGAACAUAUACGCUCUAUGGAGCUAGCCUAUCAGGAGAUGGUGUUGUCGAAUCAGGCUCUUAGAUCUGAAGCCGAGAGCGCGAAGCUGAAUCUUCAGUCAACUACUUCGAGCGUGAGCUUGCUGAAGUUUGAACUACAAGAGGAAAAGAAAGCUCACGGGCAGACGAUGUGCUCCUUGUCCGCUCUGAAGACGGACAGAAUGAACGACAUGGACAGACACAGUAGGAGCAUAGACGACCUCACAAAGCAUUUCGUGCAUACUCUCGAAGAAGAGAAGGCUGCUCAUGCGAAAACGCAAGCUCAUCUGUUACAAACCUUGGAGGCACUGAAGCAACAAGCAGAAGCGGCUGAAGAACAUGAGAAAACGUUUAAGAGUGAGACAGGUCGACAGCUACAGAACUACAGGAACCAGAUCAGCACGGUCAUCAGAGAAUUUCAGGAUACUGUCGCGGUUUGUUUUGUCGGCAUUGAAUCUGUUGAGAAGCUGCUCGCAAGUGAAGCCCCGGAGAUACCCAGUCAAGGAACAAGCGACACCGGAGCGUUCUGGAAGGCAUUAGAAGUCUUGCUGGAGGCUUUGCAUGGCAUCAUCCGUGAGGGUGACGAGACGCUACUGGAGCCGAUUAAAACCAUCAAACAUAUUGCUGAAGAAAAGACUGCUGGAAUGGUGGAACGGGCGUCAAAACUCGUCCCUCAACUCCGUCAAAGAGCCGAGGAGUGCGAGCAGUGCAUGAACUCAAUGAAGAACUCGCUAACGAAAGUGCAAGAACAAGCUGCCGUCUCAGCUCUGAGCCUCAAGUCUUUGACAAGGCAACUUUGGAGUUCUUGGUACUCUUCUGCAAACUUUGCGAGAUCCUUGCAUGGAAUAGUCACGGAAACUGUCAAGGGUGCUUUAGAGCUUCGCAAACUAAUUGACGAAGACACAAAACAAAACAACAACCAGUCUCUUAGAUACUCGAAGCUGCUCCGGGGACUGGAAGAAGCGAAGUCUAGACUUGAGCUACAGAUGGACAUGUGUUCAGCUCUCGGCCAAACCUUGUCGAAGCUUUUUCUGGAGAUUGCAGGCAGACAAAUGCGUGAACACGAAAAUGAGGCUCCGGAAACAAAGUGUGGCGAUGAUCGCAGUCCUUUUACCGGGCUUGGGGCUGAUAGUUUUAUAAAAGACCUGGCUAAGUCACUUGAAGCAGAAGAAGUCUCAGUGAAGGAGAGGCUAGACCUGGAACUUGAGAUGACGAAGCUCAAGUCCAAGCUCAAGUCGGAGCAAGUUGCGAGAAUAUGGAGGGACAAAUACAUCCGUGAGUUUGUCAACAAGUAUAAUGCUCAUUUUGACGGCUCUUUGCUGGUUUCAAAGGAGGUGCAAACUGUAGGCCCGAUGAUGUUUGCACUGCGACCUGAGCUACAAAACGACGCUGCUGCCUCGGAGUUUCAAACGUACUGGGCAGAUCUUCUUGAGCAGGCGAAGAAAGUGUCGCCUCUUCCGCGAAGAGUAGUGAAGCAAACAAUUGCGGACAUCUAUUCUUCCAGAAUCAAGUACGUGAGAACAGCCACCGAGAUGCCAGCAUACCUCGACAUCUACUUCCACAGCCAUUGCGAACAUAUCCUCGAGUUCAUGUCUUCCAUUCUCAAGCACAAAGACAUCCCAGAGAUCCAAAGAUUUGGAAAGCUUGCUGGAAUAAUCAGCAGAGACUAUGGGAAGAGAAACGACCACAAGUUCAAAGUAACAGCAGCAAAGCCGGAAUUUCUGUAACAAUCUCUAUCGCCAUCAAAAUCCUCUGCAAAUCAGUUGUAAGUUUCAUCGUUCUUAGCUUUCGGUGGCACCGCUGUCAAGGGAUUGUCAAGGAGGGAAGCUUGAGACAUCCAUCUAAACAGGCGAAGAAACCAGCGCAUUUCUUAUUCCUUUAUACGCAAUACAAAUUCUUACUUGUAAUCA
Messenger RNA from Selaginella moellendorffii, 2520 nucleotides. RefSeq lists its product as uncharacterized. NCBI's taxonomy places the organism in Eukaryota, Viridiplantae, Streptophyta, Lycopodiopsida, Selaginellales, Selaginellaceae. Bases 73 to 2337 code for a protein of 754 amino acids. The transcript is spliced from 10 exons. The record is from RefSeq and is a predicted model, not a curated record.